This is a messenger RNA of Musca vetustissima, 296 nucleotides long. RefSeq names its product acyl-CoA-binding protein homolog (gene Acbp2). The record is from RefSeq and is a predicted model, not a curated record. The transcript is spliced from 2 exons. Gene Ontology annotation, biological process: fatty acid metabolic process. NCBI's taxonomy places the organism in Eukaryota, Metazoa, Arthropoda, Insecta, Diptera, Muscidae. Gene Ontology annotation, molecular function: long-chain fatty acyl-CoA binding. The coding region runs from base 33 to 296 and encodes 87 amino acids.
AGAUAACCGUUAAUUAAAAAAACUCAAUCAACAUGUCUUUGGAUGAACAAUUCAAUGCCGCCGCUGAAAGCGUCAAGACCAUGACCAAGCGUCCCACCGACGAAGAGUUCUUGGAAUUGUACGCCCUCUUCAAGCAAGCCACCGUUGGCGACAACACCACCGACAAGCCCGGUAUGUUGGACUUGAAGGGCAAAGCCAAGUGGGAAUGGUGGAACAAGCAAAAGGGCAAGACCCAAGAAGCCGCCAAGAAGGAAUACAUUGAAUUCGCCGCCAAAUUGGUUGCCAAAUACGCCUAA